AUGGCUGGUUACCGAGAGAAGAUGGCUGGUGACGAGUCGCUCAUCCAGUCGGAUCCAAAAGUAGAGGACCGCGUCGAGACACCGUCCACCAAGAUGACCGCCUGUGAGCGUCUUCAGAGCUACACCCCAGGAUUAUUGCUCCAAGUCUUUGCUCUUUUAAAGUUCUCCUUCGUUCUCUAUCUUUCGAUCAACGGUCGCUGGAACGAGAAGGAGAUGCCAAUUGUGAUUCUGGUGUUGGGUCACAACACUCUUCUUCUCUUGGCUGCCACUUUCCAAGACUUCUGCACUUUGGUCCUCUGUUGGAUCACUACCUGUGCCACCUUCAUCCUGCACAUAAUACUUCUUGUCACCGUCCCAAUUUUCGUCACCAGCUACUUUGCUUCCGAUACCGCUCGCACUGUCAGAAUCCCCAAUGAGUGGAAGCUCUUCCGUGAACUCAUCAACUAUCAAUCGGCUGAGGAGAGAAGAUUCAACGAUGGGAUUCAGAAUGGAAUGAACGUCGAGAUGUUCCUCGUGGUAUUGGUCUUCAUCUUCGGAAUUCAAAUGGCCUUGAUAAAUUCGACACUCAACGCUAAAUUGGAUCAGUUGAAGCGCGAGAAGCAACUCCGCGAGAAAAGAAAUUCUGUCUACUUGGUCUAA
Caenorhabditis briggsae is the source of this 639-nucleotide messenger RNA. NCBI's taxonomy places the organism in Eukaryota, Metazoa, Nematoda, Chromadorea, Rhabditida, Rhabditidae. The transcript is spliced from 3 exons. The record is from RefSeq and is a predicted model, not a curated record. Bases 1 to 639 code for a protein of 212 amino acids.